AGGAUGAUGGGUUGCAUUAUCGUCAUCCUUGGGUGUUUGGUGUCCAGGAGGAGAUCGAAAGGCUUACUACGCGGGUGGAGGAAGCUGAGCAAGUGAUCAAGUUGGUGGCGAAUCUCAAUAAACAGAUUGAGACACCGGAGGAACAUGUUCAAAUCCUCACUGUCAAGGUUGCUGACCUGGAGAAGGUGUGCUUCGAAUGAAAACCAAAGGUCAGAUUCAAUCUCAAUAACUGUUUGAGUGAUUGUUAUCUGAACUAGAACUAAAAGUUAAACUGAACUAGAACUUAAAUUGAACUAGAACUUAGACUGAACUAGAACUUAAACUGAAAUAGAAGUACACUGAACUAGAUCAUAAUUUAUGAUGUGAUGAAUGUUCGAGUUUGUCCUCUAAUGUGUAAUGAAUGCUAUCUGUGUUGGUUGGUUGUUGUGAUGAUUUGCUGUGAUGAACUAGAACUAGUUUUUCUUUUAAAAAUUAUCCGGUUUGAAGUAGAACUUAAACUGAACUAGAAGUACACUGAUUUGAUGUGUAAUGAAUGCUAUCUGUGUUGGUUGGUUGCUGUGAUGAUUUGUUGUGAUGAAGUAGAUUCAUUAAUUCUUUCAUUAACUAUAAUGAAUGUUUGGUAGUUAGAGUUACUUUAAUUGUUCUCUACUAUCGAAGCUAAAACUAGUUUAUAAACAUAGGAAAUCCACUAAAGAAAACGCAGACCAACUUAAAAGAACAAAGAAAAACAAAUCUGAAAACACAAAAUGAAUCAUUUUUCCCUAAACUCUCCCGGGUUCGUUAACCUGUUAGCUUCCCAGAGCAGUAAAACAAUAGACUUAGAGUCUUCUGAGGUUCUUAGGUUUAGUAGCCAGAGCUCUGAAGAUCCUAAACCAGUGGAAAGGAGAAAGUGGACACCAAAAGAAGACUUGGUGCUCAUCAGUGCUUGGUUGAACACCAACAAGGAUCCCAUAGUCAGUAAUGAGCAGAAGGCAGGGGCGUUUUGGAAGAGAAUAGAGGAGUAUUUCAACUCAAGCCCUCAGCUAAGUGGCUUUGCUCCUAGAGAGGCAAGUCAAUGUAAGCAGAGGUGGGGAAGAGUGAACGAGCAGGUGUGCAAGUUUGUGGGAAGCUAUGAGGCCGCUUUGAAGGAGCAAGCUAGUGGCCAAAACGAGAAUGAUGUCAUGAAGGCAGCCCUUGACAUCUUCUUAAAUGACUACCAGGUCAAGUUCAGCCUUGAACAUGCCUGGAGGGAACUUAGGUUUGAUCAGAAAUGGAGAUCAAACUCUGUGUCCAGAGAUGGUGGAAAGGAGAAAAGGAAGGAAGCUGCGGAGGUGGUGCCUGACUUGGAAGAGGUUAGGCCUCCUGGUGUUAAGGCUUGCAAAGCAGCCAAACGAAAGAAGCACGGGAGUGAAGCAGCUUUUGAUCAAAUACAGAGCAUGCUUGUUGUGAAACAGAACAUAUCCAAACAGAAACUCCUUGAUCGUCUCCUUGCCAAAAAUGAAAAUGAUCUAUCUGAUACCGAAGUGUCUCUGAAGAACAAACUGAUAUCUGAAAUGCUUUGA
Messenger RNA from Brassica napus (rape), 1541 nucleotides. Its product is annotated as glutathione S-transferase T3-like. NCBI's taxonomy places the organism in Eukaryota, Viridiplantae, Streptophyta, Magnoliopsida, Brassicales, Brassicaceae. The record is from RefSeq and is a predicted model, not a curated record. The transcript is spliced from 2 exons. Bases 747 to 1541 code for a protein of 264 amino acids.